Molecule: messenger RNA, 2265 nt
Organism: Phymastichus coffea
Lineage: Eukaryota; Metazoa; Arthropoda; Insecta; Hymenoptera; Eulophidae
Exons: 5
Coding region: 1-2265 (754 amino acids)
Biological process (GO): DNA integration
Molecular function (GO): nucleic acid binding
Source: RefSeq, a predicted model, not a curated record
AUGGGGGCGGCAAUGGAGGGGGACCGUGUCGUCGAUCAAGAAUCAGAGGCGGAUGAUAAAGCUAAAACAAUAGAGAGCACUAAUUCUACGUCUAAAGCAUCCUUCAAAAGGGAUUAUACCCUCACGUCAAAAGCUAAUGUCAAUGUAUGGUUAGAUCGGUUAAACUCAGAACUAUCAGCAAAAGAAUUAUUAGAUGUGAUAGAUUCAAACACUAGACCUAAAAGAAUUUUUAAUAUUGAUGAAAUUGAUAAAAGAAAUAGACUGGUUAGAGAUAUUAUAAUCAAUCAUCUAGAUGAGAACUAUCACAAGAUAAUUCUCAAUAUUAAUGACCCCAAAGAAAUAUUAGGAAAGAUUAGAGAACACAGAAGAAUAGAGGCAAACACAGAUGAUGCUAAAGUGAGGGAAGAGCUGUACAGCAUUAAGAUCAAUAAGAAAGAUAAAGUCUCAGUAUUCUUGGAUAAAUUUGACUCCAUUAUUAGAGAGUAUGAACUCUGUGAUACAGCUAUUCCUCUCACUGACGCAGAGAAAACGUCUGCCUUUAUGAAAGUUGUGAAAGACACGUACCCUAGAAUUAGAGAAAUGGAAAUAAUCACUAAACAAACAAAAGACAGAGGAAUGAAUAUAGAAGAGAUGAAAAAUUUCAUUCGACAGCUGGAAGCUGACUUAAGGAGUUCUGGCGUCUCGGACGGAGUCUCUGCCAAUGUUGCAAGAACUGGCGCAGCGGCCGCAGCCGGUACUGAUCCCAUCGGUGGGGGCAAGUGCUUCAGAUGUGAUCGACACAAUGUUUAUCACAUCUCGGACUCUUGCCCGCUGAUCCAGUAUGGUUUGUGGUUCUGCUAUAUUUGCAGAGAUUUCGCGCACCACACGGGCAGAACCUGCCCUCGUGGAGAUGGAUCCCACCGAGGUGGAGGAGGUCGCAACAAUGGUAGAGUAGGUAAACGGGGCGCAAGCAGAACUUAUUACCCAAGCGGAGACAAAAAGAAACAGAAACUGGCGAACGCUGCAGUCGCACAUACUGAAGGUAAGAGUAACAUUGAUAAAAGAAGCUCAGGAACUUAUAUUAAGAGUGCGAACAAAAAUAAAUCGGCCGAUAUCGAGAUAGAUGGACAAGGAGAUCUGUACCUUAAAAGUUUAAAUACAGAAGGUCAUACCAUUAGACUAUCUAACGUUCUAGCUGCCCCUGAUAUAUCCGAAAACCUAAUGUCCUUUAGGAAAUUUGUCGACGCCGGAUUUAGUAUAUACUUUGAUGACAAAAACUUAAAAAUAUUUGAUAAAAAUGAUGGAUCUAUAUUUCUAACCGGGUACUAUAAGAAACCAAACUGGCUAAUACAAUUAGAAGUAAAGAACAGAAUCGAGAACCCGGACAAACAAACAUGCAAUAAAUAUUCUUGUAGAGCACGAUUAAUAACAUUAGAAGAUUUUUCGAAAGACUCACAAAAUAUAGAGAUAGAAAACAAUAAAAAUAUAGACUCAGAGAUUGGGAGGGAGAUUAUUACGAAUGAAUCUAUACCUAUACUUAGCCAAUACAAAGACUUUGAAAACUACUCACUAGAUGACCUUAAAAACGAAAAACCAAUGGAUGAUUUAUUUACAUCAUUCGAACUCAAGAAAAGAUACUCAGAGGUGUUAGAUGAAGGGAUGCUGUGGCAUGUAAGAUUGGGACACCCAUCAUAUGACUAUUUAAUAAAGUUACAAAAGACAAAUAAAGAACUUAGCAAUGUCAAAUUCAAUAACAACAUCAAAAACUGCGAAGUUUGUAUAAUGUCCAAAAUGAGCAAACAACCAUUUAAAGAAGUUAGAACUAGAGCCGAUCAUCCACUACAAAUAACUCAUACUAAUAUAAUAGGUCCCUUCAAAACAAUUACUUAUCCUGGUAGGAAAAGAUACAUAAUAGUCUUUGUGGAUGACUUCUCGAAAUUUGCCAAAACAUAUGCUAUUGUCAACAAAUCCGAAGCAGGAGACUGUUUAGAAAACUAUUUAAAUACAAUGAGAAACUUAGUUGGGAAGAAUCUUAGAGCUUGCUAUGUAAGAGCAGAUAACGCCAGAGAAUUUACAGGAGGAGAAUUUUUAGAAGUUAUGAAACGAGAAUAUUUAGAGUCAAAUUUCUCUAAUCCAUACACACCACCUCAUAAUGAUUCUGGAUUACCAAAAUCGUUAUGGAACUUUGCCCAGGAAGUAGCUGAAGAUGUGUUCUGGUGUCAUCUCUUUCAAUGUGUCAUGGUGUCAGAAUUCAUGUCAUAUUUAAGUGUCAGAAUCGUUCUGUGA